Sporisorium graminicola is the source of this 1701-nucleotide messenger RNA. RefSeq lists its product as uncharacterized. Gene Ontology annotation, biological process: protein N-linked glycosylation; cellular response to oxidative stress. The transcript has a single exon. Gene Ontology annotation, cellular component: endoplasmic reticulum membrane. Bases 1 to 1701 code for a protein of 566 amino acids. Lineage: Eukaryota; Fungi; Basidiomycota; Ustilaginomycetes; Ustilaginales; Ustilaginaceae. The record is from RefSeq and is a predicted model, not a curated record.
AUGCAUGCAGUGAGUACGUCGACGUCCAACACGGCAAAUGACGCCACGGGAGCCUCUCACAGACGUCUGUCGGAGCAUUCUCUGGCUUUCAACUCUCGAAAUGCUUACGAUGAUGGCGAUACUAGCAGCCUGCCAGUGUCUCCAACGACAGACAGCACUCGUCCAGACAGUCCGCUAUCGCCAGACGCAGCCUUCGUCGUAUCGCCGGGCACUUCCUUCGCCGGCAACGCUGAUGUUUCCAAUACGCGAAAUCGAGCGGACGGUGCAGAGGAAGCCACCGGCUCCGCUGCAGCAGCAGAGGAAGACGAUGAAGAAGAGUUCCCUCUGGUGCUCAAGUUUCUCCUACACUCCUUGCGUGUGCUUGCCGCGGUGCCUGGCUGCAUCGGUACGUUCUGGCUUGCACGCAACGCGUGGCUCCUAGCCUCCCAACACGGCCACCUGCUCAGCCCCGGAAAUAUGCUGGUUGCAGCAAACGGUACAAGUCGUUCCUGGAGCUCGAUUCUGUCGGAGAGGCCGUCGCACUUGGACGCCUAUCGCUUCGGUCGCCGACAACCGGGCUCGCUCGAGUUCGCCGUCGCAUGCCUCUGGAGCAUGAGCACUGCCUACCACGCUCUCUCGUUUACCACCCUGCUUUUGCGACGCUGGCUUCUGUACUACUCCAUCCUGCCGUCACUCAUUCGCCUUGUAGCUCUACAGGCCAUCUGCUGGCCACUGGUGCGCAUCACCAUCCACGUUUUUGGUGCAGAUCAGCCUCUGGGUGCAUGGGUAGUCAUUGGUACCACCACGGCACUCAGCGAUGUCGUCUCACGUUGGGUGACGAGCAACAUCGCCGAUGCGCCACUCGACGACGAGCUGGAUGAAGAGGAGGAGGAGCAACAAGACGCGGAGAACGAGGCGCUCGGCUACUUGUCCGAUAGCCGCUUUGUCAAGAGUCCCAUCCGGCCCAAUGCUGCCGAGCGCCUGUUGCAUGCCGAUCAGCAUCCAUGGUCCGCAGCGGGGGGUCAGUCGCUCGUGGGCGACUCGGACUGGGAUCCACGCUCGGGCGACGAGAGCGAUGCGGCUGCAGCUAGUUUCUUUGCGUCCGAACGCGAGCGACAGCGUCGGCAGCGUCGAGGUGGACAAGGAACGAGGUUCUGGCGUGCCGUCAUUGGAGGUCCGUCAUUCGCGGCUUCGUCUCGGCGUCGGAAAACGAGCAAUCGGUCGUCGUCUGCGGCAGCAGCAGCGGAAACCGGUGCGUCGCGAGGCGAGCAAUCGCGUGCGUUGGGGGCUGCCACGGAGACAGAGAUGGAAGGUGAGUCGGAUUGGCCCGGCUACACGACGGAUGGUACGGUGCUCGGCGGUGGUCGGAGGGGCGACACGCCUCCUUGGCGGGCUGGAGGUGCUUGGAACCAGGAGCAGGGUCUGCGGAGACGGCUGGGCGCAGUUCCAGCACAUGUGUCCUCGCCGGCCUCGGCCACUUCGCCAUCGAAGGUGGGGGUGUUCGGACGUCGACCCGUGCUGCUGCCUUCCAAGGCUUCGUCGUACCGACAGGGCCACACGCGGUUUGUUUAUAAGCACGGCGCUUGGACGCGAGAACGCACGAGUAGCAGACGCAACUUCCACUGGGAAGUGGCUGUUUGGAGAAAUGUGGUGCCUAUUGCUGUGCUGUCGUACUUCAGCAUGUGGACCCUCAUUAUUGAUGCGAUGCGUCUAGGAGAUUAG